UUCCUCUUCCUUCCCCCCCCUUUUUUAAACACACAUUUUUUUUUUUUUUCCCUGGCUUUGGACCUCAGAUUGCUGCAGCCCUAGCCUUCCCUGGGCUCAGCUCUUUAGGGCUGCCCAUCCCUCCGGCUGCGAGAAAGGACGCGCGCCCUGCGUAGGGCGAAGAAAAGAAGAAAAACUUGUCGGAGGGGUUUCGCCAGCCCACAUUAACCCCCUUCCCGCAAACCCAAACCUCCCGCCGGGGCCAUCCCAACACUGGGGAAAGUUCCUUCUGAGCCAACAGCCCUCUUGGAUUUGGAGAAGGCAGCCGCGCUGGCUGUGGAAUUAGAUCUAUUUUGAACCCGGUGGAGCGUAUCGCGGGGGCUCGGAAGUCACUAUCUGCGGGCACCCGGGUGUCGCUGCCUGUGCGGAACCGAGAGUUUGCGAGACCCGGCUGCAAGUGGCCUUUCCUUCCCGCAGUUGUCCAGUGUCUGGGGUGAGGGCUGCGAGUGUUGUGGCAAGUUGCGAAGAGAGACCCGGAGGUCCAGAGAGAACUGCACUCCCCCUCGCUCUCCCUUCUUCCUCUUCCCAGCUCCUGAGUGUGAAAUCCCAUCGAAAUUUACAAAGGCCUCCAGGUUCAGCCAAGACCGGUCCGCAGAGCUUUGCCCCAUCGUCCCCAUUCCCACCCGGAGCCCCGGAGCACAAGGCGCCUGGGAAGGACUGGAGGGGAGGGGGAGGGAGGUCGCGUCGGCGGCAUGGCGAGGUUCCCGAGGGCCGACCUGGCCGCUGCAGGAGUUGUGUUACUUUGCCACUUUUUAAUGGACCGGUUUCAGUUCACUGAAGGGGAGCCUGGAAACCAAAUCAAUGAUGGGCAAUACCAAGUUGCUCAGGUCUUCCCGCAAGCAGAUGAGGAAAUGGAAGUGGACACACAUGCAUUCAGCCACCGGUGGAAAAGGAGCUUGGAUUCUCUCAAGGCAGCUGACUCUAACCGAGCAAGCAUGGGCCAAGACUCCCCAGAGCCCAGAGGUUUCACAGACCUGCUACUGGACGAUGGGCAGGACAACACCACGCAGAUUGAGGAGGACACAGAUCACAAUUACUAUAUAUCUCGGAUAUAUGGUCCAUCUGAUUCUGCCAGCCGGAGUUUGUGGGUGAACAUAGACCAGAUGGAAAAGGACAAAGUGAAGAUUCAUGGAAUAUUGUCCAAUACUCAUCGGCAAGCUGCAAGAGUGAAUCUGUCCUUCGAUUUUCCAUUUUAUGGCCAUUUCCUACGUGAAAUCACUGUGGCAACUGGGGGUUUCAUAUACACUGGAGAAGUUGUACAUCGAAUGCUUACGGCCACACAGUACAUAGCACCUUUAAUGGCAAAUUUCGAUCCCAGUGUAUCCAGAAAUUCAACAGUCAGAUAUUUUGAUAAUGGCACAGCACUUGUUGUCCAGUGGGACCACGUGCAUCUCCAGGAUAAUUACAACCUGGGAAGCUUCACAUUCCAGGCAACCCUCCUCAUGGAUGGACGCAUCAUCUUUGGAUACAAAGAAAUUCCUGUCUUGGUCACACAGAUAAGUUCGACCAACCACCCAGUGAAAGUGGGGCUGUCUGAUGCCUUUGUCGUUGUCCACAGGAUCCAGCAAAUUCCCAAUGUUCGAAGAAGAACAAUUUAUGAAUACCACCGAGUAGAGCUACAAAUGUCAAAAAUUACCAAUAUUUCAGCUGUGGAGAUGACCCCAUUACCUACAUGCCUCCAGUUUAAUGGUUGUGGCCCCUGUGUAUCCUCUCAGAUUGGCUUCAACUGCAGUUGGUGUAGUAAACUUCAAAGAUGUUCCAGUGGAUUUGAUCGCCAUCGGCAGGACUGGGUGGACAGUGGAUGCCCUGAAGAGUCCAAAGAGAAGAUGUGUGAGAACACAGAGCCAAUGGAAAGUUCUUCUCAAACCACCACAACUGUACAAGCAACAACCACAAAAUUCAGGGUCCUAACGACCACCAGAAGAGCAGUGACAUCCCAGGUGCCCACCAGCCUGCCCACAGAAGAUGAUACGAAGAUAGCACUACAUCUAAAAGAUAAUGGAGCUUCUACAGAUGACAGUGCAGCCGAGAAGAAAGGGGGCACCCUUCAUGCUGGCCUCAUUGUUGGAAUUCUCAUCCUGGUCCUCAUUAUAGUAGCAGCCAUUCUCGUGACCGUCUAUAUGUAUCAUCAUCCAACGUCAGCAGCCAGCAUUUUCUUUAUUGAGAGACGCCCAAGCAGAUGGCCUGCAAUGAAGUUUCGAAGAGGCUCUGGUCAUCCUGCCUAUGCCGAAGUUGAACCAGUUGGAGAGAAAGAAGGUUUCAUUGUAUCAGAGCAGUGCUAAAAUUUCUAGGACAGAACAGCACCAGUGCUGGCUUACAGGUGUUAAGACUAAAAAUUUGCCUAUACCUUUAAGACACACACACACAAACACACACACACACACGCACACACACGAAGGAGCCCUAAGCUGCUGUAGCCUGAAGGAGAUGAGAUUUCUGGACAAGCCCAGCACUGGAAGGGUAAAAGAAAAACUAAAACUCAUCCAAGGUACCACUGACCAUUGAACAUAGAAUUCCCUAGUGGAAUACCAUUUUAUAAUUCACUCAGAACAUCUCCUGUGGACUUAUCAGAAGUAUGACAAGAUGACAGUGCUAUUGGCUUAGGUGCAGGGUUGCAAAGGGAUAGAGAACAAACAAUAAUAAUAAAGCUUUAGUUCAUGAGGGAUCUACGCCUUUGGUUCAAAUAUUCUUCUCUGAUGUCUCAAAGAUAACUGUGUUCCAAAGCCUGAACCUUUUCUCUCAAAAGAGCAAUGAUGAAUGUUUCAAGAUUGCUAAGGAAAACAGCUCGUGCAGGAGCAAAAAACAAACCUAAAAUAAGAGGGUUUUCUCUCUUUCCACCAGACAUGUGGCAAAAGGAUUUUGUUUUUCUAGUCUAGAUCCACUUGUUCUGACAAGUUCAUUAUCCUACAGAAUAAUCUUUUAUCUGUGCCUCCUUCUCCCUUGUUAAUGAGUGUCCUUCCUAUGGGCUGUGGCAGAAUUACCACACUCUUGGCUAAGGAUUAGGAGAGAGGGAGAGGCAAAGGAGAUUUUCAGUUCUCUUGCCUCAGAUAAAACAGUUCAUUUCUUUUUUUUUUUAAGAUACAUUGCCUCCGUUUUCCCAACCAUGAAAUCCUAUGAAGCCACAGUUGCUCUUGGCUGAAGGAAACAAUACAAAGAGUCCCUUAAUCGUUUUUGAGGCAAAAACAUUAAGGGAGUCUAAACAUAUGUGGGGGGAGGGUUUUGGGGUGUUUUUUUUUUCCUUUUUACUUUGUGCUAUUUCAGUACUUAAGGCCCAUGUCAUUGUCAAUUCCUGUCUAAGAAGCCAUUCAAGUCAGCAUAUCCCUGGUGAUAAAAAAGGAUGAAAGAACCCUGCUGAAUCAUACAGUAAUUUUCUUUAAAGCACAUAGUAGUUACAUAAAUAUAUAUAUAAAUAUAUUUUUGUUUAUAACUAACACAAGGCAGGCUCUUGUGACUCAAAGAGUGCAUUUGUCAUCAAGACAAAACAAAUGCGAGAUGCAUUACUGCAUACUUCCAUAGAGUUGUAAAAUAAUCCUUAAUAUUAGAAUAUUUUUAUGUCCCUUAGCAAAAGUGGUUCAAUCAGUUGCAGUGCCGAUCAAUUUCCUGCCUAUUUGAGCCACUCUUUCAUUCCUAUCAACCCCUUCCCUCCCUGGCUAAAGAAAGCAGAUGCAAAAUGCUCCUUAGAUGGAUCUGUCAUUUUGCCUUGUAAUUGUAAUUGCCAUCCAGAUUUCGAAACUUCUCCACAAAUGAGGAAAGGAAAGGCAUGGCUUGAGGAGGAAAGUGGUUAAUACGUAUACCGAGCUCCCAACGUUCAAAUUCAGGUCCUGUGUGUACAAGUUCAUCAACAUCUCGACCCAUGAAACUGACAUCCUGUGCCCAGAUGCUGUAGAUUCUCCUAGGGCACAGUGUCCAACAUUUGCAGAUUCAGGUAUCAGGAAGCAGAGAUGUCUUAUAAGCAGCACUUUACUAACAGCUUAGCAUCUGUACACAGUGUCUGCAUCGAACAACAUCAGUCUACUAACAGAGUAUCCUAUGUUAUCUUCACAGUUGUCUGACGUAAACUAGUACCGUCUUCAAUCACAUAUAUUUUGCUUUACAUUUUUAAAUACCUGAUGAGGUUAGUAAUUUUUUCCUAACCUACUUAGUUAAUAAUUGAAAAAAAAAAAAAAAAAAACCUGACAAGCAAGGCAAUUGAAGGAUGUGAUGACAAUCUCUCUGCUGUAUCUGCAUUCAGUUUAUAUGAAAUAUCCCAACUUAUUUCUUGUGGAGUAGGUUUCGUCAGAUUAGCAAUAACCAAAUGACUUGCCAAUGUAACUGGUGCAACUGGUAUUCUACAAAGACAUAAGGAACACAUAGACGAUUCCUUUUAGGAUAAGAUGACGCUUCUCCCACUAGCUUUUGUGGUAGGUGUGGCUUCCAGUAGCAGUUGAUUGACAGUUAUAUAAAUCUCGUGUAUAUAUCCAACUCCUUACACAGUUCUUUGAAGUCGUAAUGUUGUCUUUCUUCCCUUCAGAGUUCAUAUUCCACUUUCUAUUAAAAGAAUUGACAAUUCUGGAAACAAACGAACAAGACAUAAAACUGAAUUGUUCAAUGAACUAAAGCACCUAGUAAUAGGGAAAACUUUUUGGAAGUGUGAGAACACUUCCUAACAAAAGUAGGAGUUAGAGGUGCUGAAAAGUUUCUGCUGUAUAUGAAUCUUUUAGUGGUAAGGAGAAAGGCUGGCUAAUCCCUUUUUUUCAUGAAAUUUUUAUUCUAUUUUAUAUUUCUGGUUUGUUCCUGGUGCCCAUUUACUGCAAAGGAAGAGCAAACGUACACCAUGUUUCUAGAAAUUCAGAAUGGACAUUGAUGCUUUGGACUUUACAUACAUUAUAUAUUAGAAGGGGUGCAUCUGUACAUUACUUAAAUACUAUGAACACAGUAGAGAGAGAAUAACAAUUUUAAAAAAUUAAGAACAGCCAAGAAACACAUACAGACUUCUGAAGAAAUCUGAUAAAUGGUGCUACAGAGGAAAUAAUAUUUGGUAUUAGGUAAAGGUAUAAAUGUCAAGAAAAAUGUCCUAAGCCAACCAGAUGGCACUGACCACAAUGUUGGUUGUUUAUGAAGUGUUUAGACUUUAAGAUACACUAACAAACAGAAAACUAAAGAUCAAUAAUAAAGUACAGUUUACUCCCACUAUUAUUUUAGUUUGAGAUACCUAGAGCAUUUGCUGAUCUCUCUCACAUGGAGCUUCUAGAGUUGUUCUGUCCAGUAUCCUAUCCACUAGCUAAAUGUGGCUAUUUAAAUUUAAAUUAAUUAAAAUUAAAUUUUAAAAAACCCUCAGUUCUUCAAUCACUAGGCACAUUUUGAAUGCUCGAUAGCCACAUGUGGCUUGUUGGCUUCCAUAUUGGACAACACAGAACAUUGCCAUCACUGCAGAAAAUUCUGUUAUACAGUGCUGUAGAGUAGAGGUCUUUUCUUUUAAUUCCCUCUCCUUGAAUAAAAAGGAGAAGGAAGAAAACAAGAAGAUUUGGUAGUUCUUGGGCAUAUUUAAGUGUUUUUGAUCUCAGAGAGGCAGCAUGCUAUAAUGAAAAGAAUACCGGCUGACACAGCUUUGAGUCUCCACUAUGUUAUCUUGGGAAAAUCACUUUAACUUCCAUAAGUCUCAAUUUACAGUUUUGGAAAAUAAAAAUAUUUUUGUUCUCUCUUCGUUGUAAGGUUAUUAUUAUGCAGAUUGACUAAAUGUACAGACGUACAGGCUUUUAAAACCUUACAUCAAUGUAACCCAUAUAAAGCACAGCCUUGGUCCAGUAUCAGCACAAAUUUGCAUUCAGAUGAAGAAAAGUCCACCAAUCCUAAAAGCAUUCAAAGACAAUCAAAUCGAUAAAAAAUUUUCUUAAGAAAAGGCCAAAGGAAAAAUUGCUCAAUUUUUCCCCAUCUUAAUAUUUUCUCUUAGUAUUUCCCAUCUGUCAUGUCUCUCCCAACUUUGACUCCUCCACCAUGACAGAGUCCCUAUGUGCAUGCUGAAAUUACUUCAAUUCCUUAUUAUGUAGAGUCACUGAGUCUCUCUAGUUUCUUGCGAUUUCCCAGUUUACUCUUCGCAGCAAAGGGAGGCCCAGGGGCUGAGCAGCAGGCUUUUCUUUAGAAGGAAAUACCUCAAGCAUAAAUAAUUUCAAAUAUUUAUUUUAUCCCUGUGACACAAAUAUAAGGGGCUGCCUUAUUAAAAUAUAAAAAUACAUGGAACUCAAUUUCUGAACGGUAAAAACUUGCAAAUGCAAAUAAGAAGAUGACUAUUCUUUUAAAUUAUACUAAUAUGCAGAUAAUAUAUAUUCUGAUUAGUAUAAUUUAUUAGUUUCUGGGGCCAAAAGUUCUUACAUUACUACCUGUCCUGAAGGAGUGUCAUCUUGGUUAUGUCCUCUAGUGUCUGUUGCCCAUUUGAGAAAAAGUUUUGCUAGAAUCCAUGCCUUGAUUCAAGAAACUUUCCUUCCAUGAUAAGAAAUUAAUAUUUAAAUAAGACUAAGAAAUCAAUCCUGUUGUUAUGGUUUCUUCCUCCUGUGAAAUGUUCUUUUUCUUGGUAUUUCUUCAGGCAUUUUUCAAAUACUUUAUUACAAUGAGCUUUACUAAUUCCCAAAGGUUGCUCUAGCUCCUACUUUCCCAUCCCACACCGUGUUUUGGCGUCAGCAUCCAUAUGCCAGAAUCAUGGCAGGUCAUCUAACCCAAGCUCUUCAUUUUACAGAUCAGAAAAUUGACUCCCGGAAAGAUAUGGUAAUUUUCCCAGUGUCAGAAUUGGGUCUUGAACUUAAAACUCCCAACUGGUAAUUUCUGUUACCAUUUUUCUUGCCUGCACCCUUUCAUCAGCAGUUAAGGCCAACCCCAACCAAGCAGCUUAGAAGGCACAGUCCAUCUGAAGGCUAAGUUUAUCUGUACUAUUGACUCUUCUUAUAAUAUAGAACUUUGGACCGGUCUUCUUCUAUAUGUUCAUAAGAAUAGUACCAUCUUCAUGACAACCAGUGAUUUUAAGUUCUAGCCAUUACAGUGUCUUUAUUUGGUUUUGCACGCCCCUCCCACCCCUACCUGGUGCCAUCUGUCAGCAACACUAUUUUUAGUCAUUUAAAAUUGUUCUACCUUUGUUUCAUUUCUUCCCAAAUAUAUCUGAAAACUAAGAAUCUUCAUAGCUUAUUUUCUUACAACAUAUAUAAUCACAAGUUUUAUUUGCUUUUGAAACCACUUGAACAUUUUUGCCCCAGGAAGGUUUUUUGAGCAAAUAUUAUGAGGUCUGUGGCAUUACCUAUUACCUUGUGUUUAUAAAGCACUUUACAUUUUGUGGAGCACUUUGACUCACCCCUUUAUUUGUUCACUCAUUCGGCCACUCAGUUUACUUAAAUAUUUAUUGAGCACCUAUCGGAACCAAGUUCCUGUGCUGGAUCUGUGGUAUAUAGUGAUAAAUACAAAUAGAGAUCAGGCAGGUCGACUGAUAAUUGUGAUAUGAUGGAAUCCUCAGGCACAACUUUGCAAAGAGGUCGGAUCAAUAUUAUUCUAUCCAAUUUCCAAUUCCAAUUGUCUAUUAUACUUAGAGAAUUAUCAAGUAUUUGCCUAAAGAAUGUUUCAGAAAUACAAUACAUCAUUGCACAUCGGUGCUGUUUGCUCUAUUUUAAAUGGUUUGUAAAUUUCAUUCAUGGGAACAAAAGUGACUCAUCCAAAGUUGUCCCAGACCCAGAGGGACUUUCCAGGUCACUUGGACUUUUUCUGACUAGAUGUAACAGUUCACUUUCUUGUACCAAUAUUUUCUGAACGUUCAACAUCAUAGUUUUAAGGUAUUCCAGAAACACCAGUGUAUCAAAGAAGCAUUUGCACUUUAGGUGUGUGGUUGUUAUGUCACUUAUUAGACUGCCUCAGGCUUUCUCAACCUUGGCACUGUUGACAUUUGGGGUCCCCGAAUUCUUUGUCAGAGGGUGGGGUGGAAAUAGUCCCGUGCGUUGUAGGGCAUAUAUGGCGGCUUCCAGGCAGCUUCCAUUGACUUUAUGCCAGUGGUGUUCACACACACACAUACACACACACACACACACACACACACACACAGACUGUGACAACUAAAGAUGUCUCCAAACAUUGCCAAAUGUCCACGGAUUGGGAUUGGGAAAACUACCGGAUUAUCUAACUAGCAAAAUGUAUCAGAAGAAAAAAAGAAAUGUUUCUCUUUCCCUUAAGCUUUAUGAUAGAUAGGGGUUUUUGGUUUUUAUUUACAAGAAGACUUGGGAUCAUAAACUCUCUGAAUUAGAAGGGACUGUAAAAAGUCACUAGUUCAGUUACAACCCACCAUCAUCCUUAUCUAUUUCCCCAUCUCUCAGUUUUACAAAUUUAGUGGGAGAAGAUCAGAAGAUUGAUUAUCUCUAGAAACUUGGAAAUUGGCUGUUUCCUAGUGAGAGAUAAGUCUGUUCGGUAAUUGUGCUUUGCUGCUAGAAUUGUAGCCGUUGUGAUGUUAGCUUCAGUGUGGAGACUUGGGGUCAUACAACUUCGGUAACGCAGACUCUGCCUUGAGGAGUUUUCUUUUGGUCAUUUGACACUUUUACAAAUCUUGGUCCUUCAUCUUUGCCUUCAAAAUAUGCAUGGAAGUUGAAGUUUGGUACAUCUAAUUUUAAGUAUAUCUGGAUGAGCUUUCUAUUUCUGAUAUUCUGUUAUUUUUAUUUCUAUAUCUGAUUUUUUAUUGCCCUUCUAGAGAAAAAAUUGACUGCCUCAAGAAACUGAGAAUUGGAAAUUUCCGAGUCGGGAUAUUUAAUCUGUCAAGCCAAAGUUCUUAUGAUUUGAUGUGCCUUGGGUCAGUUUUCCCACUGGGUCAGUGAUUUCCUGUGGGUAACUGUGAAUCAAGUCAGUCAUACUUGUGUCUACGCCGCACCAGUUGGAAAACAUGGUGGAGUUUUACAAAGACAACCCCUCAAGAAUAUUCCUAGAAAUAACAACAAAUGCCCAGCUGGAAUAUCAGGCCUCCCCUUGAUUCCUUUGCUAACACACCAACCCAGACUUUGCGAGCAUUCAUAACCAUUUACUACAAAUUGCUACUAUGGUGACACAAUUGAAAGCCUUGAUUACAAAGCCCAAGGCUAUAGAAUAUUGAGGCGCUCACACACAGAGUGAGCUCUCGCAAGAUAAUCCUAGAAACCAGAAAUCUUCAGCUGAGGAGACCCUCAAGUAUAUCUCCUCUACCACAGUCCAUCGGACAGUUUGAUGUUACAUAACAUUUUGAUUAAGCUGAUCUUCUAAUUUCAGCUGAAAUUGGAAUGCAUCUGCCUGUUACCUGACAUAACUUUUAAACCAUCCACUGCCCACCACUCUCACGGUGAUGAUUGCAAAGAAGUAAGAUGGUAAUUUUUGUAAGAUGGUAAUUAUCCAAGUAAAAUCACAUAAUUUCUUGAAUCACUUCUCCCUGACACAUUUAUGAAGUACAUCAUCAUUGGCUUCUCAAUAGCGCAUUUAUUAUGAAUGACCAAAUUAUGUCUAGAGAAAUAGAUGCUCAAAACUUGUUAUUAUAAGUGAAUUUCCAGAUCAUUGUUGACUAAGAGAUUCUGUGACUUUAAAUCCAGAAUAAAAGGCUGGGUGGGGGGGGUGGAAAUAAUUUAAAUCAUAUGCUGCUCCUCAUCUUUUUCUAUUUUCUAAAAUUUACUAACAUUUGAGAAUUACUAAAAAAAAUCUAAUGGAAUAAAGCAAAAAAAUUUUAAGUUGGCAGAUAGUGAUGUAUUUAUUUUGAUUCUGGUUGAAAAUCUCAGUGACUUCUCUCAUUCCCACUGGCGUGUUAUUUUUUUUAAAAGAAUCUCUCUUUUUUAGCAUUACAAAAACUAUAGAUUCAUGACCAAAAUGUUACUUACUGAUCAUGCAGCUAUAAACCUUUGUGCCUGUUGCAUACAUACAUAGUAUGAAACUCAUUUUAGAGGUUUGCUAUAUGGGGAGAGGUAUAAACAUAAGAGUGAGUGGGUGGAUACGAUUCAUGGAAAAAUUGAAAUAUGCUAUUGAGCAGAAUUUUCAUCUUCUUCAGAGCAAUGUACAGAUCAAUAGGAGAUGAAGAUCAGCUCAAAAUUAGGUCAUUCAGACAUUCAGACACAGAUCCUGCAAGUUAUCCUAGGAAACAGGUGAUAUACAGAAAGUCAAGGAUGUCCCCAAUUAAUUUAAAACUCAACCAUCAUCCACCUGUACUUCUCCUAUGGCACAAUCCUAAAAUCAUGAAGGCCCAGAAGGGGCCUUCCUGCUCCAGGAAAUUGGGUUCCUUAUGGUCAAGUAAGGACCAAAAAGAGGCUUUUCCAUUUAUCUCCUUCCGACUUACAAGGCAUGUGCUUUGGUCCCCUUGUGCCAGAGACCAUGAGACAGCCAACCACACAGAGGAAAUAAAAUACAGUAAAGAGAAAAUAAAUUUUCCUGAGGAAAUGAGAAGAAAGGGUACUUUCAACUGUGGACCCAUAACUGAAUCUCUGUGAAGUUUGACCAUCUCGGGACCUGAUUCAUAUACUGUUAUCUAGACACGUGGUCAAGUCCAAGCAACCAUUUUUAAGGUGGUUUGAACAAAAACAUGCUCAGAUUGUCAUAUUUAUAGCAGAGAAAUAAAAACCCAAAUUCAGAGUCCUCCACCAGGCUACUCGGAAAAAUACCAUCAAAGUGAAGUCACAGCUUUCCUUGCUGAGACCUGUUAAAAUCAUUUUAGGGAAAUUAAUUAAUGUUCUUUAGACACAGACAUUUUGUGUACAUUAUGGCGAAGUCUCAGAGCCCUCGCUGAGAAAGGGAAAGUCUUUUCAUAGGCUGAUCAAAACAAAUCUCUCAUUUGCCUCAUUUGAGGCAUUUGGGCCGUGCCUGGGAAGUACAUUAUUUUCAGGGGGAAAAAAGAAACAGCCUUUUUUGCAUGCCAUCUGGGAUCAUGGGGACUUCCAACGCCAGGAAUUUACUACUGUUUCUGGUAAUUCUGCCUGUAGUCCUCUGCAAUGUCCCAAGUGUGAAAAGAGAAGUUGGGCACCCGCGGGGCUGUCUGUGUUUUAUGCCAGUUGCACCAGCACACAGAAUAUUUGUACGCAUUUCAAAGUGGGUAUAAUUGUACCCUUUGUCAGAAUCACAAAGCUCACUGCAGUGUUCCUGAAAGAGAACACUGAGGGGAAAAUCUGACCCUCUAAACCCAGUCAACCCCGCACAAAAGGAACGAUUGUGUGGAUGAGCACAGCACAUUGCAACUUUGUUUCUCACUGUUUUUCCAAAGCCCUGUACUCACAUCGAGGAUGUGUCUUUCAGGUGAAGAUUAAUUUUGCAGAGGUUUUCCAAAAUUUAGCUUUAAUCCAGGGUUUGGAAAACUGAGCACUUUAAAUUUACUCCAGUCUCUGGGCAUCAUUCCUAUUUCUUCUGCCUUGUCAGUGAGACAUUCUGAGCCCUACAUUCUUCCAUGAUCAAAUAACCUACACAUACUUCAUGAUGACCUCAUGCUUGACGUACCUGAACCUGCAAAUAUAAGAAUGAUUGUACAUGAAUUUGCACUAUUGGUGUCUAAUAACAGACGAGGGGUAACCUUUACUGAAACCAAUGGUUUAAAUUCAAGAAUUCAGAUGCUAUGUACUUCUGCAAGCUUCCUGAUUAUUUUCACUGUAAGAUUAAUUAUCAAAGUUUGAAUGUAUUUCCUUAGAGUUCAUUCACUUGCCAUCUCUUUUCCUGGGGAUCGUUAUGAUUGCAAUAAGUCAUUAAAGUUUUCCUCACACAGCUACUUAAACAAAGUUUUUCUGCAACUCUGGCUCUGCUUACAGUAUGUGGGAAAUCUUCAUUUUUUUUUCCUAGUAAAAAUGUGGUAAGAAAGCCAGUGUAUCGACUGCCAUGGUGACACAGUUCAUCUUAAAAGGUCUGGAAGCUGGUGGUGACCAAAUGCUAUCUGUGUUGUCUCUGCUGAUUGCUAUUUUCAGAAUUAAAUCCUGUUUUUCACUUCCGGUUGGAGUCAACGAAUUGGGGAUUGAAGAAGGGGGGAAGGGAAGAGUUUGUGUAAUACCGCUGUCAUAUUUGACUACAUAUUAAAAACAAUAAAUGAUCGUUUUGUUUUAAUUUCU
Zalophus californianus (California sea lion) is the source of this 12071-nucleotide messenger RNA. RefSeq names its product plexin domain containing 2 (gene PLXDC2). Bases 732 to 2321 code for a protein of 529 amino acids. NCBI's taxonomy places the organism in Eukaryota, Metazoa, Chordata, Mammalia, Carnivora, Otariidae. The transcript is spliced from 14 exons. The record is from RefSeq and is a predicted model, not a curated record.